AUGCGUCCCUCAACCCUGGCAGCAGGGACAAUCGCAUCCCUAGCGACUCUCAUCCAAGCCUUCACGCACCCAGGCCUCCUGCACACAAACACAGACUUCGAACGCAUCAAAACCAAAGUCCACUCCAACACCGAACCCUGGCUCACAGGCUGGUACAAACUAACCAACAGCUCCUUCGCGAACCCCUCCUACACCCCACGUCCCCAAGAAACCAUCUACAGGGGCAAAGACGGCACACACGCAGAAAACUAUCCAAAUCUGUACAAAGACAUCGCGGCGGCCUAUGCGCUAGCCAUCCAAUGGAAAGUCACCGACGACAAAACCUACGCCGACGCAGCCGUCUCCAUCCUCGACGCCUGGGCCACAACCCUAAAAGGCAUCUCGGGAAACUCAGACAAGUUUCUCGCCUCGGGCAUCUACGGCUAUGAGUUCGCCAACGCCGCUGAGCUCAUGCGCGACUAUGACGGCUGGGAUAAGGCGAAGUUCGCCGCCUUCCAGGAUAUGAUGGUCUCCGUGUUCUACCCCAUGAAUCAUGAUUUCUUUGUCCGGCAUAAUGAUGCCAAGAUCGACCAUUACUGGGCUAAUUGGGAUCUGUGUAACCUGGCUUCCAUGCUCUCUAUUGGUGUUCUCGCCGAUAAUGAGACCAUGUAUCAGGAGGCGGUGGAAUAUUUUAAGAAUGGGACUGGUAAUGGUGCUAUUGAGAAGAUGGUCUGGAAGUUGUAUGAUGUUGAGGGUCAGGUUCUGGGUCAAGGCCAGGAGGCUGGGAGGGAUCAAGGUCAUGCUAUGCUUGACUUUGGGCUGUUGGGGGCUAUUGCUCAAGCGGCGUUUAAUCAGGGCGAGGAUUUGUUUGCCUAUGCUGAUAAUCGGAUUUUGGCCGGGUAG
This is a messenger RNA of Aspergillus caelatus, 882 nucleotides long. RefSeq names its product putative GPI anchored protein. Lineage: Eukaryota; Fungi; Ascomycota; Eurotiomycetes; Eurotiales; Aspergillaceae. Gene Ontology annotation, molecular function: lyase activity. The transcript has a single exon. The record is from RefSeq and is a predicted model, not a curated record. Gene Ontology annotation, cellular component: periplasmic space. The coding region runs from base 1 to 882 and encodes 293 amino acids.